Molecule: messenger RNA, 765 nt
Organism: Sparassis crispa
Lineage: Eukaryota; Fungi; Basidiomycota; Agaricomycetes; Polyporales; Sparassidaceae
Exons: 3
Coding region: 1-765 (254 amino acids)
Cellular component (GO): membrane
Molecular function (GO): transferase activity, transferring alkyl or aryl (other than methyl) groups
Source: RefSeq, a predicted model, not a curated record
AUGCCGGCUCUGGCGAAAGCAGCGUUGCAGAUGUCCGCGCUUUCUUUCCCUUUGUGCGCGAUCGUAUUCGGAGUUAACGAUGUAUAUGACUACGAGUCGGACCUACGUAAUCCGCGCAAGAAAGCGGAGGGUAUGGAGGGUGGCAUUCUCAACCCAGUUUUUCAUAAAGACGUCUUGACAGCAGCAUACUGGUCCUCUGCGAUCGUCAUGACGGCAGCUAUGGUCUGCGGAGAGCCGCAGAACGUCCUUGCGAACGCUGUCUUGGUCACUUUAGGCUGGCAGUAUUCCUCCCCGCCUUUCCGCCUGAAGGAAAUUCCAGUGGUGGAUUCAAUUUCGAACGGCUUGAUAGUCUUCUUAGCCUGGUUUAUAGGUUUCAGUUUUUCGGGUCGCAGUAUCGCGGAGGCCCCCGCGAAAGGCUAUAUGAUGAGUCUCUGCACCGCAGGAGUGCAUGCCCUAGGUGCCGUUAUGGACACCGAGGCUGAUCGAGCUGCAGGACAGAAGACAAUUGCAGUGGUGUUGGGAAAAAGAUGUGCAGCGAUAUUUGCUGCCAUGUGUUAUGUCAUUGCGUCGACAACUGUUGACGCCAAUUCGAUUUUCGGAGUCUAUGUGAGGUGUGGUAUCCUCAUCAUGGUGAUCCCAUGUAUCAGGCCAACGUUGGCCCACCGUGCUUUCCAAGCCAUUGUCUACUUCUCGAUAACGAUGGCUAUUGGUUGGAUUGGCGUCGAAGGGAAGAGCAGAGCGUCCAAAAUCCUGACGGCUGUUUGA